GGGGCCACAGCGGGGAUGCCGCACUUUACUGUGGUGCCCGUUGAGGGGCCGCGUCGGGGCGACUACGACAACUUGGAGGGACUGAGCUGGGUGGACUACCGCGAGCUCGGGGACCCCGAGGACUCCGUGGGCUCGGAUGGUCACAGCAAUCACAAAGAGAGCAGCCCUUUCCUCAGCUGCUCCGAAGCCACCAAAGGAAGCGAUUACUACGACCGGAACUUGGCCUUGUUCGAAGAGGAGCUCGAUGUCCGCCCGAAGGUCUCGUCUCUCCUGGGGAAGCUGGUCAGUUAUACCAACCUCACCCAGGGGGCCAAAGAGCAUGAGGAAGCCGAGAGUGCCGAGGGCUCCCGGAGGAAAGUAUCCAAAUCGCCCAGCAUGGGCACCCUCAUGGGCGUGUACCUGCCCUGCAUGCAGAACAUCUUCGGGGUCAUCCUGUUCCUCCGCCUAACCUGGAUGGUGGGCACAGCAGGCGUCCUCCAGUCCUUCCUUAUCGUCCUCAUCUGCUGCUGCUGCACCCUCCUGACGGCAAUCUCCAUGAGCGCCAUCGCCACCAAUGGGGUUGUUCCAGCGGGGGGCUCCUACUUCAUGAUUUCCCGCUCUCUCGGGCCCGAGUUCGGAGGAGCCGUGGGUCUCUGCUUCUACCUGGGAACCACCUUUGCCGCGGCCAUGUACAUCCUGGGCGCCAUCGAGAUCCUGCUGACGUACAUCGCGCCGCCGGCCGCCAUCUUCCACCCCGCAGGGGCUCACGACACGUCCAGCGCCACCCUCAACAACAUGCGCGUGUACGGGACCGUUUUCCUGACCUUCAUGACCGUGGUGGUGUUUGUCGGCGUGAAGUACGUCAACAAAUUCGCCUCCCUCUUCCUGGCCUGCGUCAUCAUCUCCAUCUUGUCCAUCUACGCCGGCGGCAUCAAAUCCAUCUUUGACCCUCCCGUGUUCCCAGUGUGCAUGUUGGGCAACAGAACCCUGUCCCGGGACCAGUUCGACGUUUGCGCCAAGACGGCCGUGGUGGACAACGAGACGGUGGCCACCAAGCUGUGGCUCCUCUUCUGCCACACGUCCAACCUCACGUCAGAGGGCUGCGACCAGUACUUCCUUCAGAACAAUGUCACGGAGAUUUCGGGGAUCCCCGGAGCCGCCAGCGGGAUUCUGCAGGAUAACCUGUGGAGCAGCUACCUGGAGAAGGGCGACAUCCUGGAGAAGCCCGGGCUGCCCUCCGUCGACGUGCCUGGCCAGAAGGGCAGCCUCCCGCUCUACGUGUUCGCCGACAUCGCCACAUCCUUCACGGUGCUGGUGGGGAUCUUCUUCCCCUCUGUGACAGGCAUCAUGGCUGGGUCAAACCGCUCCGGAGACCUCAAGGAUGCCCAGAAAUCCAUCCCAGUGGGGACCAUCCUGGCCAUCAUCACGACCUCCCUCGUGUACUUUAGCAGCGUGGUGCUAUUUGGGGCCUGCAUUGAAGGGGUUGUCCUUAGAGAUAAGUAUGGUGACGGCGUGAAUAAGAACCUGGUGGUGGGCACGCUGUCCUGGCCCUCCCCGUGGGUCAUCGUCAUCGGCUCCUUCUUCUCCACAUGCGGGGCCGGCCUCCAGAGCCUGACGGGGGCGCCGCGCCUGCUGCAGGCCAUCGCCAAGGACAACAUCAUCCCCUUCCUACGGGUGUUUGGUCACGGGAAGGCAAAUGGGGAACCGACUUGGGCUCUUCUUCUGACGGCCUUCAUCGCAGAGCUUGGGAUUCUCAUCGCUUCUCUGGACAUGGUGGCACCCAUUCUGUCCAUGUUUUUUCUCAUGUGUUACUUGUUUGUGAACUUGGCCUGCGCAGUGCAGACGCUGCUGAGGACCCCCAACUGGCGGCCCCGAUUUAAAUACUAUCACUGGGCCCUGUCCUUCCUGGGCAUGAGCAUCUGCCUGGCCUUGAUGUUUAUUUCCUCCUGGUACUAUGCCCUGGUGGCCAUGCUCAUCGCGGGCAUGAUCUACAAGUACAUCGAGUAUCAGGGUGCCGAGAAGGAAUGGGGCGAUGGCAUCCGGGGCCUCUCCCUGAGUGCUGCCCGCUACGCACUCCUUCGCCUGGAGGAGGGGCCCCCACACACCAAGAACUGGAGGCCUCAGCUCUUGGUGCUCCUGAAGCUGGAUGAAGACCUCCACGUCAAGUACCCCCGCCUGCUCACAUUCGCCUCCCAGCUCAAGGCUGGGAAAGGCCUCACCAUCAUUGGCUCCGUGAUCCAAGGCAACUUUUUGGAAAGCUACGGGGAAGCCCAGGCAGCCGAGCAGACAAUUAAGAACAUGAUUGAGAUUGAAAAGGUGAAAGGUUUCUGCCAAGUGGUGGUGACCAGUAAGGUGCGGGAAGGCCUGGCCCACCUCAUCCAGUCCUGCGGCCUGGGGGGCAUGAAACACAACUCCGUGGUGCUGGGGUGGCCCUAUGGCUGGAGGCAGAGUGAAGACCCUCGGGCCUGGAAGACCUUCAUUGACACCGUGCGCUGCACCACGGCCGCCCACCUGGCGCUGCUGGUGCCCAAGAAUGUUUCCUUCUACCCCAGCAACCACGAGCGCUACAACGAGGGCAACAUCGAUGUCUGGUGGAUUGUCCACGACGGCGGCAUGCUCAUGUUGCUGCCCUUCCUCCUGAGGCAGCACAAGGUCUGGCGGAAGUGCCGCAUGAGGAUCUUCACCGUGGCCCAGAUGGACGACAACAGCAUCCAGAUGAAGAAGGACCUGGCCACCUUCCUGUACCACCUACGCAUCGAGGCCGAGGUGGAAGUCGUGGAGAUGCACAACAGCGACAUCUCGGCCUACACCUACGAGCGCACGCUGAUGAUGGAGCAGAGGUCCCAGAUGCUGAAGCAGAUGAGGCUGACCAAGACUGAGAGGGAGAGGGAGGCCCAGCUGGUCAAGGAUCGGCACUCCAUCAUCCGGCUGGAGAGUCUGUACUCAGAUGAGGAGGACGAGGGGGAAGCCAGGCCCGAGAAGGUCCAGAUGACCUGGACCAGGGACAAGCAUGAAGCUGAGAAGCGGAACCGGGGCAACACCCUCGAGAACUUCCGCGAGCUGAUCAGCAUCAAACCAGACCAGUCUAACGUCCGGAGGAUGCACACGGCUGUCAAGCUGAAUGAAGUCAUUGUCAAUCGCUCCCACGACGCCCGGCUGGUCCUCCUGAACAUGCCCGGACCGCCCAAAAACACAGAUGGAGACGAGAACUACAUGGAAUUCCUCGAAGUGUUGACAGAAGGCCUGGAACGGGUGCUGCUGGUCCGGGGUGGGGGCCGGGAGGUCAUCACCAUCUACUCCUGAGCCGGCCCGCUGGGCCUCUCGGAAUCAGCGAUGGACCGCCCCGCCUCCUCUCAUGCCCCGCCCCUCACGCUGUCCCGUCCCAUUCCCCCCCCCCUGGGGCUGAGGGUGGGAGCUGGGGCGCCCCGGCCCCUCCCACGCUACUCGCCUCCGGCUUCGCCUUCCACUCACAGCAUCCGGCUUUGAGACUAAACUCCUUGUAGACGAGGGCUCGGUGCAGUAUGUUAGCGAGGGGCCUGGGGAAGGCCGCUCCCGGGCCCUGCCCCUUUCCUUCCUAAUCCCCCAGACCCACGGGGCAGCAGGGAGAGUGAAGCGGAGGCCGUGGAGACGGGCCGUGAGGCCUGCCGGCCAGACACGGGAAUCAGUGAUGCUGAGAGAGAUGAAGAUUAUGUUUGCAGGAGGCCGCGGCCUGCUGGGGACCGAGCCCUAUUUAUUUGUGUAUUUAUUGGUCAGGAAGGUUGCCAGGGAGCAAGAGGGAAAGACUUGCGUUUGGGGGGGAGGGGAGGGGGAGGCAACUUCCCCCCUACGGGCACGUCCCUGGCCGCGCCAGAGAAGCCCCCGGUCGGACACACCCCUCUUUCUCCUCCUCGCCCCGGAAACCGAAGCGGAUGUCGUUUGGAGUUUGGGCUGUUUGUUUGGUUGUUUUCCCAAUAAAACAUUGUUUACUGACUUCCA
Messenger RNA from Gracilinanus agilis (Agile Gracile Mouse Opossum), 3954 nucleotides. RefSeq names its product solute carrier family 12 member 4 (gene SLC12A4). Gene Ontology annotation, biological process: cell volume homeostasis; chloride transmembrane transport; chloride ion homeostasis. The transcript has 24 exons. Gene Ontology annotation, molecular function: potassium:chloride symporter activity. Bases 16 to 3282 code for a protein of 1088 amino acids. Gene Ontology annotation, cellular component: membrane. Lineage: Eukaryota; Metazoa; Chordata; Mammalia; Didelphimorphia; Didelphidae. The record is from RefSeq and is a predicted model, not a curated record.